AUGCUGGAGCAGCUCUGGGCACACCCCAGUUACUCAUUUGGACUCAUUGGGACAAGUGACUAACUAGAAUCCUCACUGAAGAAAUGACAAGAAAGCUCCCUCCGAUUUCUCAACCUCCAUCCCACCUGAUACCACACACUCCUAAUACACCCCACCCUCCUAAUACACCCCGCCCUCCUAAUACACCCCGCCCUCCUAAUACACCCCGCCCUCCUAAUACACCCCGCCCUCCUAAUACAGCCCGCCCUCCUAAUCCAACCCGCUCUCCUAAGUCAACCCGCUCUCCUAAGUCAACUUGCUCUCCUAAGCCAAUCCACUUACCCCCUAUUUCUCUUCAGCCUGAAAGCCCUCUUUCUCCUCUCCAGAAGUAUAUAGAUUUUUCAGUUUUCUGCUCUAACUGCUAUCCCACUGUGGCUCAGGCCCACAUUCCCCACUACCCUACCCUAAAACUCUUCCUGCCCUGCUCUUCUGUUCUUCGUUACGCACCAUCUAUUUGCCAAUGCCAUAGCCCCAGGACUCCUUCCUAUGGCUCCUCUAACGAUUCCCCUACUUAUCCUUCCAGCCCUGCUUCCCAAUGCCAUAGCCCCAGAACUCCUUCCUAUGGCUCCUCUAGCUCUUCCUCUACUCCUCCUUCUCGCCCGGCUUCCCAAAGCCGUGGUCCCAGAACUCCUUCCAAUGGCUCCCCUAGCUCUUCCCAUACUCCUCCUCCUCGCCCUGCUUCCCAAAGCCGAAGCCCCAGAACUCCUUCCCGUCACUCCUCUAGCUCUUCCUCU
Messenger RNA from Sapajus apella (tufted capuchin), 773 nucleotides. Its product is annotated as vegetative cell wall protein gp1-like. The transcript has 2 exons. Lineage: Eukaryota; Metazoa; Chordata; Mammalia; Primates; Cebidae. The annotation marks the transcript as partial. The record is from RefSeq and is a predicted model, not a curated record.